Messenger RNA from Drosophila ananassae, 3599 nucleotides. RefSeq names its product histone-lysine N-methyltransferase 2D. Bases 486 to 3080 code for a protein of 864 amino acids. The transcript is spliced from 4 exons. The record is from RefSeq and is a predicted model, not a curated record. Lineage: Eukaryota; Metazoa; Arthropoda; Insecta; Diptera; Drosophilidae.
GCCUCUGUCUCUGGAGGAGGUACUCUCGCCGCAGUUGCCACAAGCAGCGUUUAGUUCGUGGGCGCCUGCGCGCAAGUGCAGUCACAGAUUCAGAUACUCGCGGUUGCUCAGAUACAAAGAUACACAGAUUCGGUGCGGUUCGAGAUACGAGUUUACUGGGUUGCCUCCAUAAAUACAGCAUCCCAUCCUCAUACCACAAAAAAUUGCAAUAAAAGUGAAAUCUUUAUUGAGUGUGUGUCCAAAAAAAAAAAGAAUAUAAAUAAAAAUCACAAUCAGAUUUUUUUGUUUUCAUUUUUUCUUCGAGUGUGCGAAAGUGUUUAGACUAAGAUACAUUUUUUUUCGUUUUGCCAAAAUUGCCAAAGAAAUUCUUGGGAAUUUCAGGUAAAAAUCAAUCACUAGAGAAUCGGAGAAAAGGAGAGUCACAGAGAGAGAAGGAGGAUUAGCGAAGGGUGCUCCUGAGACACCUGAGAAUUUUCCUGGGAAAAAUGGCUCUGCACUGGCUCCUCCACAUCCUGAUGGCCUCCUGGGCCGUGCUGGCCCUGGAAAGGGGUGGCUUCCCCGCCCAGCCGGCGGAUCAUCUGGUGCCACCGCCUCUGCCUCUGCCUCUGUCCCACCAUUCCUCGCAUCCACCCGCCCUGCCCACGCCCCAGAGACUGACCCAUGCGACGGCGGGUCUUGGCUCCACUCCAGUGGUGGCUCCGGCGCCUCCUCCCACGGCCAUCACGGAGCCCGGGUUUAUGACGCGAGUGGCCAGGUGGUUCGGUCUUGGAGGAGGAGCUCCCUCGUCCGGUAAGGACCAGCAGCUGAGUCCCAGCAACUCCCUCAGCUACGCCUACCCGAAGCCGGGACAGAGCUUCGACGCUGCCAGUGGCAAGCCCUGCAGUCUGUGCAACAAGUAUCCGUGGGUGCCAAUGGUGGGGCAUCCACAGCAUCCUCAGCAGCAGCAGCAGCAGCAGCAGCAGCAGCCACUGCAGGUGCAGCAGCAACAGUUGUGGCACUUGCAACAGCCACAACAGCAACAGCAACAAGUGGCCCAGGCCUCCCAGCAGCGGCAGAGGGCGGUGCAGUUCCAGAGCACUCCCCCCCAGAUCCCCAACUUCCUGCCCCUGGCCGUGCCCAUGCCGCCCCUGUACAACGCCCAGCCCUUCCGGCCCUCCGCUCCCAAGGAGAACAUAGUCUCCGAGUCCAUAGCAGUGCCUGUGGCAGGACCUGUGGCAGGACCUCUGCCAACACAUCCUCCCAGCACCUCCACCUUCGAAAUCGUCAAGAGCCACCAGGUCACCGACUUCGUCACCUCCGUGGAGUACCCCGCCACCUUCGUCCAGUCGCAUGCCAUCGACCUGGGCUCCGCCUCCACCAGCCAGAAGGUGCUUCCCGACCCCUCCGAGCCGAGCACUGUGCGGUACCAGCUGGAGGACCUCGCCAGCGGCCAAGUCCACCAGCACCUGCCGGCCUCCCAGCUGCUGACGGAACUGGGACACUUCGUGGAGACCACCACCGUGCUGCCGCCUCCUCCGGCGGACAACUAUCCGGCGGCCUCGUCCCAGCUGCAACACCUGCAGCAGGAGCAGGACCACGAGCAGGAGCAGGACCUGUACUACGCCGAGCAGGAGGAGACCAGUACUCUGAUCUAUGGUCCGACCACCACGGAAGCUCCAACCACCACGAUGACUCCCCAGCAGCCUCCACAGGCCAUCGAACUGAACAACCACUUGGCGGCCGGGAUGCCCAACUACAGGCAGGGGAUAUCCCGGGGCCGGGAGACCCCCAAGCGACUGCUGGACUCGCCCAUCAACCAUGCCGGCGGCAGACCCUUCACCCGCGACCCGGCCGACCUCAACUUCCGGCUGAGCCAGGCCUACACGCCCACCCAGCCGCCCACGCCGACCUCCACGUACGGCGCCAUCGACGCCAGUGGGCAGUAUGCGGGAAUGUCGCCUCCGAACCCCAAGCAGGUGAUCAUCCCCUACACCACGAGGCAGAGGCCCAGGCCCUUCGAGAGCUGGACGCCCCUGAGGACGCACCGUCCAUCCGCCAACGAUCUGGAGGAGGAGCCGCACGAGCAGCAGGAGUCCAAGCUGGCCACUGCCACGGUGACGGCACCGAACUCCCGCAGGACGACCAAGUACCUGACCAAGAUCCUGGCCUCCAACCUGAGGGAGCUGCUGAAGCGAGAGCGGGAGACCAAGCGGCUGCCGGGCCAGAGCCUGGGCGUGGAUCUCUUCAAGCUGCAGCACAACAUAGACGGGUGGACGGAGCAGGAGUACAACUCGCUCUCCCACCGCCCCAGUACACCCACUAUCCGGGGCAGGUCCAAGCACAUACCCACAGAGUACCUGACCACCACCACGACGACGACUACUCCGGCGCCACAGCGACAGUCGAAGACCACCAGGGGCGAGGGGUUCGAGCUGGGCGGGGCGCCUCCCACGGUCACCGGGGAUCUGUCCACGUCGAUCAACAAUCUGGAGCAACUGCAUCUGCUGGGGGAGCGGGGUUCGAAGCGGUUCCAGCACCUGGACGACAAUCGCUUGCACUUCGACUACUACGAUGCCCGGCCGAAGCCCACCCAGGCCAUGGCCUCCUCCACCACCAGCAGCAGUCCGGCUCCUCCGACCACCACCACCACCACGGAGGUCACCCCGCUCUAUGUCCGCAGCACCACGCCGCCCAAGGAGCUCUGGAAGCAGCUCCAGGUGGCCAUCCUGCCCCAGACCAACGAGAAGGUCUACGUGGUGACUCCCCAGCCGCCGACUGCCCCGCCCCGCCACAAGGAGCACCACGAGGCGGAGGCGUCGGCGCCCAGGCCGGUCUACCAGACGCCGGCUCCCAGGUUCCCCAGGAUGCGACCCACGCCAGCUGGCGAAGUGAAGGCAGCCACGCCCACUAGCUCCUCGCAGUUGAGGAACUAUACACCGGAUAUUUUUGGACUGAUGGGCCUCUCCGCCUAUGUUCCGGCGGAGCCAGUGGAGAUAAUCGACGGAAACUCCAAAGUCAUCACAAUAGUGACGGCAGCGCCGACGGCGGCAGCGCUGCAGCGACCCACACCGAAGCCCACAAUUGCGCCCUCGCCGAGAUAGAGGUCGCAGGUCGCAGGUCAGAGGUCACAGGUCACAGCCCCACGCCCCCCUUCGCCCCUGUUGUAAUAUAUUUUUCACCACGCCCCCGCCCCCAUGAGGAAAAAGGAACAGGAUACGCCGCCAGGAGGUGCGAUCGAGAGAGUUGUAGUUUUAAAAAUAAAAAAUAAAGUCCUUUCUAGGAAUCAAAGUUAGAUUUUAUCUGCAUUUGGUAGCUUUAUAAACAAAUAGAGGAAAAGUAAAAUAAAAAAUAAAUAAAUUAAAUGGAUAAAAUAAUAAAAGGAUAAAAGAAGCGAAAGGACUCUGAUUAAUGUUCCCCCUAGUUCAUAUUUUUUGUUUUUUUUUUUUUUGGCGCUCUCCUUGAUUUAGUUUUUAGUUCUAUGUAUAAAAAAUAUCUAUUAUUUCUAUUAUAUCUAUUUGAAACAUAAAAAAUAAAAUAAAUUAAAUAUUAAAUCAAAGUGUAACCAAAAUAUAGCAAAAACAAAAAAACCAGAAACUAAACAAGAAUUAUAUUAAAAACGA